AUGCCAAAGGCGACUAAAUUCGAUGGAGCAAACACUACUAAUAAAAGCAUCGAUGGACGUAAUCGACUAUGGCAAAUGUGGCAUCUAACUGGCCGUUCGUGCCCAGAUGGGACUGUGCCGGUUAGGCGUGUCACGGUUCACGAUGUGCUUAGAGCCAAAUCUUUAUACCAUUUUGGCAAGAAACAAGCAAUUAGGUCGAAUUUUUCCACUGAAGGCAAUAGCCACGAGUACGCGGUAGCAUUCGCCAGUCCACAGGAAGGGACUUACGGGGCGAAAGCGGGAAUCAACUUGUGGGACCCGACCGUUGAGUCACCAGAAGAGUUUAGUCUGUCACAAAUUUGGGUUGUCGCUGGUUCAUUCGACUCGGAUCUCAAUAGCGUUGAAGCUGGCUGGCAGGUCGAUCCGAAGUUGUACGGUGACAAUCGACCAAGAUUAUUCACUUAUUGGACGAAAGAUGCAUACCAAUCUACAGGAUGCUAUAAUCUAUUGUGUCCAGGGUUCGUGCAAGUGGACAAGAAAAUAUUAGUUGGAGCUGCAAUUUCACCAUGCUCAACCAUGGGUGGAAGUCAAUAUGAGGUUGUCAUCAGCAUUUUUAAGGACAUAAAAGAUGGAAAUUGGUGGUUGGCCGUUGGUGAUACGCCUGUGGGCUACUGGCCCAGUACGUUAUUCACCCACUUAUCGGACCGGGCCACCAUGGUCGAGUGGGGUGGCGAGAUCGUAAACAAACGGGCCAAUAAUCAGCACACUUCUACUCAGAUGGGCUCGGGCCAUUUUGCGGAAGAUGGGUUCCGAAAAGCAAGCUAUUUCCGUAACCUUCAGAUCGUGGAUGAGGAUAACAACCUGGGCUCAGCCCAAAGUGUUGCAACAAGGGCCGAGUCUCCAAAUUGUUACAACAUCAAGACUUUUGCCAACAAUAAUUGGGGCACAUACUUCUAUUAUGGCGGGCCCGGGAGAAGCCCACAAUGUCCAUGA
Molecule: messenger RNA, 972 nt
Organism: Striga hermonthica
Lineage: Eukaryota; Viridiplantae; Streptophyta; Magnoliopsida; Lamiales; Orobanchaceae
Source: the annotation of a GenBank genome assembly